Molecule: messenger RNA, 1383 nt
Organism: Cataglyphis hispanica
Lineage: Eukaryota; Metazoa; Arthropoda; Insecta; Hymenoptera; Formicidae
Product: phytanoyl-CoA dioxygenase, peroxisomal-like
Exons: 7
Coding region: 432-1310 (292 amino acids)
Biological process (GO): fatty acid alpha-oxidation
Molecular function (GO): phytanoyl-CoA dioxygenase activity
Source: RefSeq, a predicted model, not a curated record
GGUACCAGAGAAUCAUUUUGCCAGGUCUUAUUAUUAGAUGUACCGUAAAUACCAAGACCGAUUACAGCGAUCACGAAUGCAGUUAAGAUGGUGACAAUUAUUAUGAUCGCGCAGAAUCGUAGGUGACGUCGCGAUCUGAAAAAUCAUUAGGGAGCUCGCAUUUGACACGUUUGACAAUACUUUCGAAAAUCCAACAAAUCAACUAAUGAAAUUCGUUGAGAGAGGAGACUACGGAUCUACAGAUUUCUUCGGAUCUCUAUCAAAUUAACACAAGAAUCAAAAUUGAGAAAACUACAGAGAAAGAAAAGUUGAUUCUACCGAUAAAUUGGCGGCCUGUAUCUUACCAACUCAAGGAAAUUGCAUCGCAAGAAUAGCUGCAGUGAGGAGAAAAGAAGUCAUCGAGUCACUUGUAUUGAAUAAAAAACUGAAUAAUGAACGGACAUUUGCGCUACACAAAAGAUAUUUUAAAUCGUCUUACGAUGAAACAAAAGCUGUUCUACGAGAAGAAUGGAUAUUUAGUAUUUCCUGGCCUCAUACCGCAAGAUGUGAUCGAUGAAUGCCAUAAAAGAUUUGAUGAUAUUGUCGAAGGUAAAGUUCCACGAGACGGAAUCACAGUGAUGUAUGAUAUAAAGGAUAGGAAGUCGGUAAAUAAAAUACAAGACAUAAAUCGGGAUCCGAUAUUCUGUCAUUAUAUCGAGCAUAAGAAAAUCCUCGACAUAGUUGAAUGCUUUACGGGACCAAACAUUUUAGCGAUACACAGUAUGCUCAUCGCGAAGCCGCCCGACAUUGGAUUCGGAAGUUCAAGACAUCCACCGCACCAAGAUCUAUACUAUAUGCCGAUACGUCCGGCCGAUCGUAUAGUGGCCGCAUGGACAGCCAUGGAAUCAUGUGACACCAAAAACGGAUGUCUUUAUGUAGCGCCUGGAACACACACCGCGGGACGUAUAUACCAACACAGUUAUCCUUUAAAUUCAGAUGGCACGAUAAACAAGUUUUAUCACGGAGUACAGGAUUUGCCUUCAAUCGAUCGAUGGGUGAAUCUCGAGAUGCAAACAGGCGACACAGUAUUCUUCCAUCCGUUACUUAUUCACGGAUCCGGCAUCAACAAAUCCAAGAGGACGAGACGGGCCAUUUCCUGUCACUAUGCGACAGUAGAUUACAGUGUGGCCGAUGACGAUCCAAUUCAGGACACCAUCAGAAAUGAAAUCUUGGAUUACGCGAAGAAAAAAUAUCCCGACGUGGAUUUAACGUAUGCAGAUAUAUGGCGUUUCAAAUCUACGCUUGUGCGCGGUGUUCAAUCUUCUUUUUAAACGUUUAAAGAUCAAACUAUUGUAUCUUAAAACAGGGAUAAUUGUCAGAUAAUAAGAAUUAAAUGUAAACAUA